GAUAGUCUAUCACCGAAGAGUAAGAGUUGUUUGAGGAUUAUGCAGCUAAAUUGUCUCUGAUAAAAACCAUCAAAAGAGACUAAAUCAAAAGUAACGAGUUUUCACUUUUUUUGGGAGUUAUCUUCAGUAUUAAUUUACAUUUCUAGAAGAAUGGAAGCGAAGGCGGAGGGUAGAGCAAUGUAGUUUUUGAUUUUCUUUCAGUCUCAUCUGAACAAGAGGUGUUUGUACCUACUACUGAGAACGAUACUAAGAUAGAAACGUGAGAAGAAAGCUUUUCUUCGAGUUUUCCUUUUUGAAAAUAUUCAAUAAUAUCGGAAAAUCUUUUUGAGAGAUAUCUUAUGAUGAACUACAGGCUGUUUUCCAGAUCCAGUGUAAAGCCGUUGCUUCUUUGCGUCAAGCCUAGGUCGUCUGAGACGCAUUGUGACCACUGAGACAGGCUAUCAUUGAAACUGAGACGCAUGCAUCGCGCUAGCUGCUGGCAUGUUGAUUUGUGACCAAUAUGAUGAAAAUAGAGUUAGCGUCAGUGGCCAAUGAUGGUGUGGAGGGUACGAGAGCCCCCCAGAAGACGAGGGUAGCGCGACGUCGCCGACAGAAUAGAAUAGAGGGGCAGCUCGUACUUCUUUGCUGGGUCAUUUGA
This is a messenger RNA of Amoebophrya sp. A25, 637 nucleotides long. NCBI's taxonomy places the organism in Eukaryota, Dinophyceae, Syndiniales, Amoebophryaceae. The record is from the annotation of a GenBank genome assembly.